AUGAUAAUUUUUUUGGUAUCUUCAUUGAUAAUCUUAUUAUUCGUAUGCUCAUUACUUUAUAUAAUGCAAGUAUUAAAACACAUCAACUGGAAGCCAAGAAGAACUGGUCGUAAUACCGAAGAAACGAGUGUUCCACUGGAAGAGGCAUCACUCUGUUCGUCGUCUGAUUAUAGGGUUGUUCCUAUAAUCGAUCGUGAAACGAUUCGAAUCGAUUCAAAAAUUGGACAGCCGAUCGUAACUCUACUCCUUGAUCUUUACAACGUUUCUUUAAACGAAUACAUUCUUUUUAGUGCUCUAAAAAAUUGCAAUAAGCAAACGAUUAAGUUUAAGGGUGCAUUCGGUGAGGUGUUCAGCGCAGAUUGGUGUGGCUCACCAACGGGAAGGGUUGCGAUAAAGACGUUGUAUCAUCUUGAAAGGGAUUACUCUGAAAUCGCCAAAGAAGCACGCUUAUUAACGCAACUUGAACAUCCGAAUAUUGUUCGUUUAUUCGGCAUUGCUAAAGAAAAGCAACAAGUCCGUUUCGAUUGUAUCCGAAAUUUUUUUUUGAAUUAUAUCAUUUUGCCAUUAUUCAUUGACUUUGUGACGUUGAAUUCAUUGAUUUUUGAUUCAUUCAACUGA
Anisakis simplex (herring worm) is the source of this 618-nucleotide messenger RNA. NCBI's taxonomy places the organism in Eukaryota, Metazoa, Nematoda, Chromadorea, Rhabditida, Anisakidae. The record is from the annotation of a GenBank genome assembly.